AUGGCAAAAGAUAAAAUCCAACUAUCCAUUGCUGAAGAGGUGGAAGAGGAACAAAUGUUCGGCCCUUUUACACACAAACAAGUAGCCCGACAUUUCCCAUUUUUCCCGACUAGCCCAUUAGGAUCCGUGGUUAACGCAGACAGAAAGAUGAGACCUAUUAUCAACUUUUCAUCCCCGAAAAGAGACAACUCCAUCCCCUCGGUCUAUUCGUUUGUCAACAAGGCCAAUUUCAAGACGACUUGGGACGAUUUCAACAUCGUUGCGGAUUUCUUCCGGAAGAACCAGGGACCUUUUCAGCUAGGUCUUUUUGACUGGGAGAAAGCCUACAGACAGAUUCCGACUAGGAUGGAUCAGUGGCCCUUUCUAAUGGUCCAAGAUCUGGAAAAAAUUUUAUACCUCGACACCCGCAUCACAUUUGGUGGUGUGGCAGGAUGUGACUUUGCGGACGAACAGAAAUUUAUUGGAUUCAUCUGGAACGGGGUGGAUUUGACUGUUCGAUUGACAACAAAGAAGUUAGAUGAGAGGCGGAGCCAAAUCGGUGAAUUCUUAAUUCCGAAGAAGGAAUUCAGGUUCAAUGAGGCAGAAGUUUUAGCCGGAAGACUCAAUCACGUCUCAUAUCUGUUACCCCAGCUUAGGGCCUACAUCAGGGGCGUAUAUCGUUGA
Messenger RNA from Puccinia graminis f. sp. tritici CRL 75-36-700-3, 663 nucleotides. RefSeq lists its product as uncharacterized. Lineage: Eukaryota; Fungi; Basidiomycota; Pucciniomycetes; Pucciniales; Pucciniaceae. The record is from RefSeq and is a predicted model, not a curated record. The transcript is spliced from 2 exons. Bases 1 to 663 code for a protein of 220 amino acids.